CCUUCCUCCCGUCCUCACUUCUCAUAUGCCGCUGGUAACAAAGGCGAGACAACAACAGAGGGGUGAUGGGUGCUCUCUCAGAAAGCCUGUCAACAAUGAACUGAACCGGUUUUGUUUUUACUGGAUAUUUGUUCUCCGCAGCCUGCCUGACUGCCUAUUUACUUCUUCCUGGACGCGAGCUCAGUUUAAAGUACACUGAUGUAGCUGAGCUGCGGAGCAGUUUUACUCCAAAGCUUUCUGUUUACCCACCAAACCCGAGCAGAGUAUGUUGGAUUGCGGGCACUAGAGCCGAAUGACUGAGGAAAAACAUACGGACAUGGAUUCAUUAACUCUGGCGACACUGACAAGGUCAUGUUAACAUUCACCAAAGCCUGAUUGGAAGCAUACCAUAAGAGAGCCCCCCCCCCCGUCCUGCCACCAUGUCCGUCCAAGAACCGCCGAUGUCCACUUUACCCAUCAAACCUGAGGCCAAGCCAAAACCGGAGAUCCCUCCAAAACCACAACCCGGCUCCCCUCCUCUGGGAGAGAGGGGCAGCAACAUUAGACGCUCUGGAGGGAAGGUCAAGAGGAUUGUGAACAAGUUCAGCAAACAGGAGUCCAAUGAAAAGGCGGAACCAGCCGCCAAUGGUACUGCAGAAAUCAAGCCAGGUAAACGGCCAAAGAGGGCGCCUACGACAAAGCCCAAACCCCGAGUGAAUCUUCAUCUUCAGAAAGAGGCAGGGCAGGCGCCGCCACUACCAGUAAAGAAGAGCCGCCUCCUGAGGAAACAGAAGCCCCUUGUGGGAGGAGAGGAGGGAGACGGCAGCAGUGUGGAAGGAGGCCGAUCAGAGCCUGAUGGAAAGGAGGUGGAAGCUGAGCUCACUGGACGAGAUGAAGUGGAGGUGGAGCACAGUCAAGACAGCCCUGCCAGUCCCUGCUGCGCCCCGAGCUGCAGCUGCAUCUGCCACCUCCAGCGGCCUGGCAUGAAACUAAUAUGGGUUGCUGUGAACGUGGAAGAUGUUGGGCAGGAGGAUGGAGGUGGAGAGGACGAUGACUCUGAUGGGGUGGAGCAGAGGGCGGAGGAUGAGGUGGAGUGGGAAGUUGGUGAAGCAGAGUGUGGAGAUGAAGUGGACGGCGACGCAGGGGACACAGAGGAGACUUUUGCGAUUGAGGAAGUUGAGGUACCGAAACAAGAAAAAGCAAAGUUCCACGAGACGUUGAAUGCUGUGAUUGCGGACGGCCAAAGGAGGCGUUCGGACCCGGGUCCUCAUGCUGUUCUCACCUCGCUUGCUGUCACUCUCUCUGAGUCUCCCCCCAUUCCCCCAAAACGUACUCAAUCACCACAAAUCCACCAAGGAACUGUCCAAAAUGAGGACGAGAAUAUUUAUGAGGCCACGCUUCCAAUAAUUUGCCUCACUCCUGAAAAAAGAGUCGAGUGUAAGGAGCAGGAUAUUCCUGUGAUCAGAGUGCGCAAACCGGCCUGUCGGACCAGACAGACCAGCAGCCUGUCAGAUCCCACAUCCGAAUUUCUGAAUGGCGCAGAACCUAUAUCGAGCCCAGAAGACGGUCCGCCUCCUAUCCCGGAGAGGAAACCUUUUAGCAAGGACAGUCGCAGCCUCACGCCACUGGCCUGGGGCGGCGUUCCCCUGGUCCUGCCCGCAAUGGAUGAGGGUCGUUUCUUGCAGCCCUCGUCCCCCAGCGGCUCCACUGGCACCAGGCUGAGUCCCCAACGGGCUAACACUCCACCCCCACAACUCACCCCACCUCACAGACCCGCACCACCACCACCAAAGGCCAAACACAGGAGGCACAGCAGUGCGUCGGUGCAAUUCCUCACACUGAAAAAAGGAGAGGAGAAUGGAGAGAAUGAGGAUGAGAAAGAAGACAUAGGAGAAGAAAAGAGCAAUUCUCUCAGGAGGGGGUUUGGGCUCAGUUGGGAGUCCCGUCUGCUGGAUGAACCUCUCUACCAGACGUACCGAGCUUCUGUCAUCACAAAGGAGAUCCGCCGCCAGACAGUUUGCCGUAACAUCAGCAAAACUAGUGCGGACUAUGCCAUGGACCACCCCGGCCGCCGCUCUGGAGCUGGGACCGGAAACGGAACUGGCAGCGGAGGCCCGAGGGGCAGCCCUGUGCCCUCACCGAGUCAGAACACUCUGUGGCAGGAACUUCCAAAUGUGCGGGACAGUGGAGUGCUGGAAAAACUGAGCCCCGCGGAGUGCAAGUACCAGGAGAGUAUGUUUGAGGUCCUGACAUCAGAGGCCUCUUAUCUUCGAUCCCUUCGUGUGCUCACCGAACACUUCAUGGAGAGUCGGGAGCUGGAAGAGACAAUGAUCAUCAGAGACAGGAAGACCCUCUUCUCCAACAUCCUGAGGAUCCGCGAGGUCAGCGAGAGGUUCUUGAAAGAUUUGGAGGACCGCAUAUUUAAGGACCUGGUCUUCGCUGACAUUUGUGACAUUAUCCACUAUCACGCCCAGCACAACUUCCCUGCCUACAUCGACUACGUCCGCAACCAGAUCUACCAGGAGAAAAUCUUCUCUGAGCUUAUGAAGAACAACACUCAGUUCAAUGCAGUCAUCACUCGCCUCCAAGAGUCGCAUCAUUGCCAGCGACUGCCCUUUGUUUCCUUCUUAUUGCUGCCCUUCCAGCGAAUAACACGCAUCAAAAUGCUCAUUGAGAACAUCCUGAAGAGGACAAAAGAGGGGACGAAAGAGGAGCAGACAGCCUCAAAGGCUUUGACCUCUGUUUCCAAGAUCAUUGACGAGUGUAACACAGAGGUGGGGAAGAUGAAACAGAUGGAGGAGCUGAUUCAUAUCUCUAAAACACUGGAGUUUGAUAAACUCAAGGCCAUCCCGAUCAUCUCCCAGACUCGAUUUCUGGAGAAGAAGGGAGAGCUCCAGGAAAUGUCCAGAGGAGGAACUCUCUUCAACAUGAGGGCAAAGUUCAAUCCCGUCUACUUCUUCCUUUUCAACGACCUGCUCGUCAUCACUGCCAAGAAGGGCGCGGAGCGUUUUGUGGUGCUGGACCACGCUCAUCGCUCUCUGGUGCAAGUGCAGCCGGCAGAAGAAAGCGGGAGCAGCGGAGGCCCCUACGAGCACUGCUUCAGCCUCACGCUGCUGGAGAACCACCAGGGACGCAUGUUGGAGCGGCUCAUUAAAGCUCCUUCUCAGUCAGACAUGCACAGGUGGAUGGCAGCUUUCCCCAACCCCGCCAACCCAGACAGAGAUGAUACAGAAGUGAUUUAUGAGGACUGGGACUGUCCUCAGGUGCAGUGUGUGGAGCAGUACAUCGCCCAGCAAGCAGACGAACUUAACCUGGAGCCCACUGAGAUCAUCAACAUCAUCCGGAAAACCAAUGAGGGCUGGUAUGAAGGAACCCGCCUGUCAGAUGGUCAGAAGGGCUGGUUCCCCGUAAUGAACGUCAUAGAGAUCACCAACGAACACGUGAGGCGGCGAAACCUCCGGGAGCGCUACAGGGUCAUGCAGGCAGCGGCCUUUGUUGCAAACAGCAAGACCCGCACCCUUCAGUAGGGCCGAAGAUGUUUACAGUAAAUAACUUUUAAAAGGACACUUUUGAGACGAGAACGCAAAGAUUUGCAAAAGAUAUUCAAGGACUCUUGCCUGAGCUGCCAGUUUCUAGAAAACAGGAAAUGAAAGGUAAAAGCAGAAGGGUGACCACGAAACAGCGAACGUGCCUGCAGAGUGCGUGUGUGUGUCUGCGCCCAUUCCAGCAGCUCUCUGCAUGAAGUAUACAUGCCUGCUUGACAACAGAUUAUUUUUCCUUUACUAGAAGGCUCCACCUCUUCAUGUAAGCGUGCAGCUCCACAUCAACGCCUCCUCACAGGCUGCUGUGCCAAACUCGCAUGCCAAUCAUUCACGCCAUCACUCGAACAGUUGUAUAAAUGUCAGUCUGCUCAGACAGGAACCGGGAGUUGGCUGGAAGUAUCUUUUAGCUGUCACUACACAAAUUAUACCUUGUUUUUUCGUGCUAUGCGUCUCACUCAGGUGGCUGGAAGUCCGAAUACAAGGAGUCAAAAAAGAAAAACCCAAACGCAACUGAAAGACUCAGCAGUGUUGACGCUUUGAGAUAUCACGAAAACAAACCUGUGCAGAUAAAAUCAGGAAGUGCCUUUAAAUUAAAAACAGAAGUACACAAAACAGAAGUUCGGCUUUUAUGCUUUUAACACAUGAAAAUUGUGCUCGAACUUUAUGAUCUUUAUGCUUUUGACUGGCUUGUUUAGCUUGUCAGCAGCCACCAUGGAGUAGUGCUGUAGCUCCCCCUGCAGGGCAUCAGAAGAUGGGCUCUUACUCGUGGAAACACUGCAAAUGUACAAUAUGUUGUAAAUUAUGAGAAUGGGAUUCUCCUUUGGGACAUCUUUUAAUAAAACCUUUGUCUUUUUAGCUGGCUGUUUGUUUCUCAGUAAC
Messenger RNA from Archocentrus centrarchus (flier cichlid), 4400 nucleotides. RefSeq names its product Rho guanine nucleotide exchange factor 15b (gene arhgef15b). The transcript is spliced from 16 exons. The record is from RefSeq and is a predicted model, not a curated record. Lineage: Eukaryota; Metazoa; Chordata; Actinopteri; Cichliformes; Cichlidae. Bases 420 to 3506 code for a protein of 1028 amino acids. Gene Ontology annotation, biological process: activation of GTPase activity. Gene Ontology annotation, molecular function: protein binding; guanyl-nucleotide exchange factor activity.